This is a messenger RNA of Nematolebias whitei (Rio pearlfish), 545 nucleotides long. RefSeq names its product immediate early response 3-interacting protein 1. Gene Ontology annotation, cellular component: COPII-coated ER to Golgi transport vesicle; Golgi membrane; endoplasmic reticulum membrane. The record is from RefSeq and is a predicted model, not a curated record. The transcript is spliced from 3 exons. Bases 37 to 285 code for a protein of 82 amino acids. Gene Ontology annotation, biological process: endoplasmic reticulum to Golgi vesicle-mediated transport. NCBI's taxonomy places the organism in Eukaryota, Metazoa, Chordata, Actinopteri, Cyprinodontiformes, Rivulidae.
AUUAGCUUUAGCCACAAUUAGCUCUUGAGAACAACCAUGGCAUUUACGUUGUAUUCUCUAAUUCAAGCAGCCAUCCUGUGCAUUAACGCUGUGGCUGUGUUACACGAGGAAAGAUUUCUCAGUAAAAUUGGCUGGGGAGUGGACCAAAGUGUUGGAGGAUUUGGUGACGAACCAGGCAUCAAAACGCAGCUGAUGACCCUGAUCCGGUCUGUGAGGACAGUGAUGAGAGUGCCACUGAUAGGAGUGAACUCAGUCUGCAUCGUGCUGCUGCUCCUGUUUGGAUGAAGAGUGACUGAGGUCCGGUCAAACAAGCAGCCAGGACAUGUCCAUCUGCUCAGGAAGACCUGGGUCCAGAACCAGAAACACACACACAUCAGCCUCAACACGAAUGUCUUUCUAAGAGUUAAAAUCUGCUGAGCUGAAUUUAGUUUGAACUUUUUCCAAUCAAAUGUUAUUAGCUCAACAGGUUUUUACAUUUGACAUAUUUAUACUAGUUUUGACUGGUGAAAGAGUGAUUUGCUGGCAAAUGAUGUAAAUAAAUCCUG